Molecule: messenger RNA, 1262 nt
Organism: Tilletiopsis washingtonensis
Lineage: Eukaryota; Fungi; Basidiomycota; Exobasidiomycetes; Entylomatales
Product: lipoyltransferase
Exons: 2
Coding region: 264-1262 (332 amino acids)
Biological process (GO): protein lipoylation
Cellular component (GO): mitochondrion
Molecular function (GO): lipoyl(octanoyl) transferase activity
Source: RefSeq, a predicted model, not a curated record
CUUGACGGCCACCCUCCUGACCCCACCUUCGCCCACCUCACGCUUCAUCUCGGCCAACAAGUCGUCGAGCCAUCUGUGUCGCGCCAGGCUCGCUCCAUUAGCCUUGCUGGCACAGCCGCGCGCUCGGCGACGUCUCUCCGGUGACUCUCACCUUCCUCGCUGCGAGGUCACGCGAGCCGCACCUUCCUCUCGCACCACUCCCACUGCGCUGCAUCUCUCACCCGCCGCCGCAGCACACUUCUCUCUUUCUCUGCUCGCACAUCAUGGCUGCCUGCUCGUCCGCCGCCGCAGCCGUGGGCGCCACGCUGCGCCCCGUGCUCUGGUCGCACAUUCCCUACCACGUGCCGUACACGCUCGGUCUUGCGCUGCAGGAGCGUCUCGUAGCUCGACGCUUCGAGGCUCGUGCACAGCUCGCUGAGCUUCCCGCGCCGAGCCCCGCCAGCCGCGUGGCUGCCGCUGUGGCGCCGGCCUCGUCCAGCACGUCGGCACAGGCGCUGCAGCGCAUCUCCGAGACGGACACGCUGCUGCUGCUCGAGCACACGCCCGUGUACACCGAGGGCCGCCGCAAGGGCGCGCGCGAGGCCGUGGGCGACGAUGCGGAGCGGCAGCGCCUCGAGAAGCUCGGCGCCGACUAUCUCGUCACGCAGCGCGGCGGACAGAUCACCUACCAUGGCCCCGGACAGCUCGUCGGCUACCCCAUCUGGGACCUCGCGGCGAUGCAGCUCUCGACGCGCUGCUACGUCGACAAGCUGCAGACGGCCAUUGCGGAGCUGCUGCACGCGCGCCCCUUCAAUCUCGAGACGGUGCCGCCGCCCGACGACCACACGGGCGUGUGGGCCGACUCCGACCACAAGAUCACAUCGAUUGGCAUCCAGGUGCGGCACCGCAUCACGUCGCACGGCUUUGCGCUCAACGUCGAGGCGGAGCGCCUGCUGCCCUGGUUCCGCCAGAUCGUGGCAUGCGGCAUCGAGGGCAAGGGCAUGACGACGCUGGAGCGCGAGCUGGCGCUGGCCGCCCAGCGUGCCGGCCUCGUGCAGCCCGACGCCGCCGACGGCGUGCAGCUCGAGCCGGGCCUCGUGCUGCUGCCGCGCCAGCGCAUCACCGUCGCCGACAUUGCGCCGGCCGUGGCGCACCAGCUGGGCGCCACGUACGGGCGCGCCGUCGAGCCGGCGCCCGAGGCUGAGCUGCGCUACGAGGGCAACGCCGACGGCGUCCUCACGCACGUGUGGCUCGCCGACGAGGAGGUCCUCGCGCCCCAGUAG